Gallus gallus (chicken) is the source of this 13840-nucleotide messenger RNA. It is a transcript of the gene REV1, whose product is annotated as REV1, DNA directed polymerase. NCBI's taxonomy places the organism in Eukaryota, Metazoa, Chordata, Aves, Galliformes, Phasianidae. Gene Ontology annotation, biological process: error-free translesion synthesis; error-prone translesion synthesis. Gene Ontology annotation, cellular component: nucleus. The record is from RefSeq and is a predicted model, not a curated record. Gene Ontology annotation, molecular function: DNA-directed DNA polymerase activity; damaged DNA binding; deoxycytidyl transferase activity. The transcript has 24 exons. The coding region runs from base 9767 to 13534 and encodes 1255 amino acids.
CAGCAGAGUCAAAUACAAAAACUGGCUUUGAGUACGCAGGCAAAAUAAUACGGUUACAAAGACUUUUUAAUAAAUCAGUUGUUUGGGACAAGUAGGGAAAGAAUAACUUUCCUGACCCUACCCGCGUGCUUUCCCCAUUUAAUCUGUUAGCUAUUGUUUAUUUUAUGAAGAAUGAUUUUUAUAUUAAACGUCUUUCCGUUUUAAUUAAAGGUGUAUAUUAUUAUCUCUGAGAUCUCUGUCAGCUCUUUGCAGUUUGUUUGCCUGGUAUAGCUGUAACAAGGGAGCUAAAUAACCAAAUGUUGAAACCCUCCUCCAGGAAUACGGUGUAGAUUAAUUUGAUGAUAGCGGCAUGUGUUUACCUGAGCGUAGCAAAAUUAAGAAGAAUUGGAAGCAAAUAGAAACGAGAGUGGCCAUGUAGUUAUAAAGAAUGUUGAAAGUAAGAAGCAAAUCUAAGUGGAUGCAGAAGAGCGCGAGGAACAGGUGAUGAAUUCUCAAGCGUGGUUCAUGUGGUAUAAUUGUGGAAAUGGCUUUUUUUUUAAGAGAUAAAUUUUGGUAAUGCUUCUCUCUGAGAGCAGCCUUCUGCUUUGUUGUGGGAACCAGACAACCGUUUAAUUGGGGAGACAGAUAUUCUUAGGGAGAAGGACUUCUCUUGUCUGUGGUCCCCGUGCCUCUAUUUCUUGCGGAGUAACUGGUGCUCAUGAGAUAGAAAUGAGAAUUAGGAAACCCUUCUUCAUUCUUCGUCUUCAGCGGAGCUGAGAUGAGUACGCAGAACAGCUUUCAAUUCUGAGCAGUGAUGAUAACUUCCCUUUCUCUUGCCUGUCUUGUCCAAACUGAAACUGUUGUAGUUAAGAAAUCUGUGACCAUCAAAUUCAUCUAAGAGAGAUUUGUCAUUUGGUGUACUCAUGGAAUUGAUUGCUUUGUCUUUCAUGUUCUUUGCAGCAACUGCUGAAGCAGACCCUGCCUCCUGAAUUUCAGUAUUAGCUCUCGGGAAACAUAAAAUACUAUUACUUUUUUUCUUUUUUUUUUUUUCCCUAAUUCAUUUCCUAUCUUUAAGCUUCUUUAAGUUGGGUUAGUGGUUGGCGUUCCUCCUAUUUAAUGGUGCCGAACUUCAUGGUAUAAAAAUUAGUUGCUAGCAUAAACAAAGUUCAGACAUAUUGUGGGUAACUCUUUUGCAUUUGUUUAACUUUCUAUUUCUACCAAAUUCCAACAUAAGGAAAUUAACUCUUGUUACCUCCUUAUUUGGUUUGCCUGAACUCGUGACGACCUUUUCAGUUUCUUGGUUUAUAAAAGAAAGGAGCCCUGAGAAGCAGAUAAUUUAGCUCAGGGUAAGAUGCCACUCAGGUACUGUGCAGAGCUGUUCCCAUACAUGCAGGUGGACUGGUUUGAUUGCCAAAACCUGAAGGCAGUGCUGAUGCUGUGCAGAGUAGGGCUGAAAUCUGCUCUAAGAGUUCUCUUUACUUAGAGACCGGCAAUCUUCUGGCAGGGUGAGACAUUCAGUAGGUUUUGGCAGAGGGCUGGGACUGUUGCUAACAUCUCUGGUCAGUGAAUCUUCAAAGUAAAAUAAGUUCUGUCUGCUGUGUUCAUGACUUCAUCCCUCUGAGGUGAUUCUGAUCAGCUGUUAGGCCAGGGCAUGAUGAGUAAGCAUCUCGGACAAAUGGUUGUUCUCCACUGAGAUCGGUUUGGAAACCUAAGAGCUGUUGAUAUUUAAAGGAACUCACAAAAGAGGUGAUAAUUCUUACAGGUAGGAAAGCCCACACCCCUGUGUCACGAUGAGUGCAAUUAAACCGGGCAGAGUAAAUGUAUUUUACAGCUUCGUGUUUUUUAAUGCAACUCUUAAUUCUGCUAAAGAAAUGAGGUAGUGGUUUGUAGUAAAAGGAUACGGUGCUGGCUUCUGAGUCUGCCUUUUGUCUUAAGGAAACGUGAGAUCACUGGGGAACAGGGGAAAAGGGCUUUUCAGUCUCUAUUUCCUAGAUUUCUGAAAUUGCAUUUUUUUGCAAGCUGUUAAAGCAAUCCUUUGAUAGAACAGUCAGAGGGAUUGGGAGGUAAAGAAUUUUCACUCUUAAUUUCUUGUUGAUAGAGAUCUUCAAGUAGUGUGUUGCCUCUCCAGAAUAAUUCCUGUAGUUUCUGUGUUGAUUUUUAACCUGCUACGUUCUACAGACCUCAUGUUUGCCUGAGGAAGGCCAUAUUUGCUCUGUGGCCUUUUUGUAUUGAUAUGUCUCUACUAAGUAGAGUGGUAAUGUUGUUUCAAUGUCAGCUGUACUGAAGAUACAUCUUAUAGCCACUUUGGGCCAAGAAUGCAGUUCAGAUUUGAGUUUUAUGCAGGGAUCUGAUGAAUUAGAGCCUUUUUGUUUUCUCCAGUGAACUUCAAACUGUGUUUUUUCAAGGAAACACUGAAUAUCUCUUUCAGCUGAAUCUAAGAGGAAGCUUGAGAAUAUGUUGGAUCAGGUGAAAAGUUUGCCUUAGCCUGUACUGUCUCUAGAAGUUGCAAAUAGUGGAUACCAAGGUAAGACUAAAGAGACAACCAUACUGAGACACUUCCUCUUUGUUCUCUAAGCUCCUGUAGUUUGUUAUCUUAAAAAAAAAAAUGGUAUAGAUUCACAGAAUCAUAAAAUCCUGAGAGUUGGAAGAGGCCUUUAAAAGACACCUAGUCCAACUCCCCUGCUGUAAACAGGGACACCACAGCUAGAUCAGGUUGCCUAGGGCCUGAUCCAGCCUCGCCUUGAAGGUCUCCGGGGACAGGGCAUCAACCACAUCCCUGGGCGACCUGUGCCAGUGCCUCAUCACCAUCACUGUAAAAGACUUUUUCCUUGUGUCUAAGCUAAAUCUACCUUCUUUGAGCUUAAAGCCAUUUCCCCUUGUUCUAUCACCACAGGCCCUGCUACAGAUUGUCUCCUUCCUGUAGCUCCUCUUUGUUUAUGUAUAUUUUUUUAUAUUUUAAAUAAAGCUUUAGUAGCUUUUUAUUCCUAUAAUUUGUUCAACCCAUAUACAUCCUUGGUGUCCUAUGUCAGAGAAUGUGCAAGUAAACAAGGCAGUAGAUUAAAAAACAUUUCCAUUUUGUUUUGAUCUUUCCGCUUACAAGUUUCAUCUAAUUCCCGCUAGUUGUGUUGGUCUGAGUGGAUAAUAAAAGUAAUGUCUAUGGACUAAGGCAUGACCUAGAAACUUCAAACUUGGAGGAAGUGUAGAAGACACAUCUUAUGAAGAUUGUACUUCACAAAGAUUUUGCUGCUUUGAGAGUUUCAGAGGCAGAUCCAGUAAAAAAAAAAAAUAGGAAUUGGACUACGCAGUAUCAAUUGGAAUUAAGAAAUGCCAUAUGAAAAGCACCACAAACAGAAAAUCAACCUAUUUAAUCACUGACUCUGUAAUAAUCAAUACUUUUGCUAGCAAGGUUGCUUCAUUUCCUGGAGUUUGGUACUUUUAGGACUUGGGAGUCCAGGUAGACGAGAAGCUGGACAUGAGCCAGCAGUGUGCGCUUGCAUCUUGAAAGGCCAACUAUAUCCUGGGCUGCAUUAAAAGAGGAGUGGCCAGCAGGAAGAGGGAGGUGAUUGUCCCCCUCUACUCGGCUCUUGUGAGGCCGCAUCUGGAGUAUUGCGUCCAGGCCUGGGGAUCCCAGUACAGGAAGGACAUGGAGCUCUUGGAGCGGGUCCAGAGGAGGGCCACUACGAUGAUCAGAGGGCUGGAGCACCUCUCCUAUGAGGAAAAGUUGAGGGAAAUGGGCUUGUUUAGCUUGGAGAAGAGAAGGCUCUGGGGAGACCUCAUUGUGGCCUUCCAAUACUUGAAGGGAUCAUAUAAGUAGGAGGGGAAACAGCUGUUUACAGGAAUGUAUAGUGAUAGGACAAGGGGGUAUGGUUUUAAACUAAGACAAGGGAGGUUUAAGUUAAAUCUUAGGAGGAAGUUUUUCACACAGAGGGUGGUGACGCCCUGGAACAGGUUGCCCAAGGAGGUUGUGGAUGCCCCAUCCCUGGAGGCAUUCAAGGCCAGGCUGGAUGUGGCUCUGGGCAGCCUGGUCUGGUGGUUGGUGACCCUGCACAUAGCAGGGGGUUGAAACUCGAUGAUCAUGGUGGUCCUUUUCAACCCAGGCCAUUCUACGAUUUAAACAUUCAGUGGCACCCAUAUGUGUGUAGAGAGAUGGUUCUUCUUAGUAUUUGACGUCACCUACCACUUGAGCCUGACAAAGUGGAUGUCUUAUCUCUCUUUCCCGAAGAGCCUGGCCUGCUCAGCAUCUGCUCAGUGUACACUGAUAACACCGAGUUCAGCAAAAAGCACAACUGCCCUGGGCGUUUCUACUAGAAAAUAAUUUGUGGAGAAGAAAUGGAGCUUUCUCAUUACCUUAGUUAGAGCGUUGGUCCAGAGUGCAGAUUUGUUUUUAUGCUACUACUAUUGCUGUAGUGGUUAAUUGGGAUGCUGGAUAAAUCAAGAGAUCAGCAAAAAUACAAGUUUCAUGUGCCUUUGUGCACUCACACCUGCGCACACAGAAAAAUACAUCUACAUCUAUGUAUGUAUAUCCAAGCAAAUACAUAAAAUCAAUCAAAACCUGUAUCUCUUUCAACAUGAUUUCACCUGUGUGCCCAAGGGACCUGGGAAACAUGUCAGAAGUUUUCUCCAGAGCAGUUCCUCUGAAUUCAUUGUUAAAAAUCUCAGAGCAUCUACAGGUUCCUUAUUUUGGUCACCUCUUAAAAUUUCUACCUGUGUUUUAGUCUAUUCAAGAACACUUGUACCUCCACUUACCUAUUUUCCUGCCAUGUUAAAUUUUUCUUCAGCUUUCCAGACACUCCAUCUAGUUGUGCUUCGGAAGCCUUUAAUCAUUCAGUAGCAGUAACUCAUUACUCGGGAUACGGGAUCUUUGUUUGCAUGUGCUGCUUGCUUGCUGCUUUACCUGCACUUCAGGUACAGUGUAGGCUUCAUGGGUAAGACACAAGUUGUGGGACUGGAUGUUGUUAGGCUGAAGUGUGCCCAGAUUUUCAUUUCCUAAGCAAGUUUUAUUGAUUUAUUCAGGUAAAAAAAACCAACCAGCUCACCCUUUCUUCUCAAAGAAAAGAAUAGCAUAGUUCUCUAUUCUUAAAUACCAUGAGCAGCUAAACGUACACAGGCUUGGAGGAAGAAUACCCAACUUACAUAUUCAUCUCACUUAUUCUUUUAGAUACUGAAGUCCAAGAGAGAAAGGAAAUUACCCUUUGGUUUGAUUUACUGUCUGUUCAGUGUAUUGCUAUUGAGAGUCCUAAUUCCAAGUGGUUUCUUGUCCUGAUUUGACUUAAUGAUUUUGUUCUGGAAUCUAGGCACUUAGAAGCCAGCAUAAAGAUUGUGAGUGUGCUCUGUCCUCUUGGGGACGUUCCUAUGCCCCAAAAGAGUAUGAGUACGUAAAAGAAUGAAGCUGGUUGCUGACAUCUGAAAUUUGCCAGUGUAUUGCAGCAAUAAGAGUAUUUGAACUAAGCAGUAACUUGAGCUAUGUGGUUAAAUGUAUCAUUGACAAUUUAUGAGAAGGAGCCACUUGUUACUGAGGAAGUCUAGGGGUUGGGUGGGGGAAAUAUUAUCAAACAAUGCAGAAAUGUAAUGGAAGCCAGUCUUCUAUGAGCAGAAAGAAAAUUCAACCAAGUUAAACCUCUACUUGUGACAAGCUCUAAAUGGACUGUAGCUGCUACUGAGUGUUAUUUCUAGAGGGGAAUGAAACAUUGACAGUUGGUCUCAAAUUGAUUCUGGCUUGCUAUUUUUCAGAGAACUAACCAUCUCAAAUGCCAUGUAUAAAAGCAAAAAGACUGUCUUGUUGAAAACAGAUUGCUCAAAGCUAGUGCAGACUGUGCAGUGAUGUACUGUCUUACACUAGGACAGCAAGUCCUCUGCUGUGUUCUGUACCCUGUGUUCGUGUACCCUUAAGUUGUGACAGUUUAACAAAAAAAAGGCAUCUGUCCCAGACUCCAAGUCAUUGGGGAAAAGGUGCUAACAUUUUUGUUCUCUUCAGCUCUUUGUGUCAAUGGUUAAGUGCUGAACAACUGCUGCAGGGAGUUGUGACGAUGAGCCAACAAAAUAAGUGCAUCUUUCUUAGUGCGUGUAUUGCAGGUGUGUAGUACUUGACGUGAAAGUAAACUGAUCUGAAAUAAAGACCAUUUUUGCAGAAAUUAUCAUUUUGGAAACUGAAAUAAUUUAUUUAGCAAAGAAGUCCUGCGUCAUUUUCUGGGAGAGUGCUAGCACUGAACGUCAGACUACCUUUUUUUUUUUUUUUUUUGCUGUCAGACUCAAAUGAAAGAAUGCAGGGAAUGCAGGGAACACAGUUUUAGAAUAGUCAUCUUCAACUUCAUAGGGAGUUGAUUCUGAAGAACUGGUUUUCCAUUCAUUAUGUGGGUUGUAUGGCAUGCCACCUUUCUAGGCAAUGCCGUGGGUACUCAUCUCUUUGAAAAAUACUGUUUCUAAAUUUCUCAUUCCCACCAGCAGUUUUGUGUCUGUUACUUGACUGAAUGCGGUUGUUUGCUAACGUGCACUCCUCAGGUUACUUACAGGAGAAGGGAGUGGUGUUGGGUGGUUUUGGAGACACAUUUUUUACUUUUUUUAAUGUCUUCUGGUCGGUUUCAUUUCUGUUGCUUUAAAAUACCAUCAGAGGUUGAAUUGAGGAACAGUCCUUGCUAGUGAACACAGUAAUACCGGUGCGUAUAGUUGGAAGUGAUUAUAAUAUGGGCACAUGGGAAUUAAGAUGGGAAUCAGACUUAGCUUCUGUGCUGUUUGAUUGUAAGUCUUGUGGAGGACUUUGUUGUGAAGAAAACAGGAUAGUCUGCCCUCAUUCACCUGGGGAGGAUGUAAGGAUGGCUAGUUAGUAAACAGUAGCUAGCUCCCUGUAAAUCUGUAUCCCCAUUUACAGCACGGUUGGUUGAUGAUAGCAGUGAUUUAAAAGUUAUUUUCCAGAAAUGGGUGAAGUAGUCUUCAAGUUGUAUCAGCAGUGAAUGGACCGGUCCUACUCACUCCUUUUUCUGGCUUGUCUGCUUUGGCUUUGUGCAAUCCUGUUGAGGCUCAGUUCUGAACACUGAACAGGUGAGAAACUAUGGUGAUUUUUUUUUCUGACUUAGCAAGCUGAAUUGGCAUAUAGCAGCAGUCAUAAGGGUCGUGUGAAUGCAGAGUUAGAGUAGAAGUUGGGAAUAAGGGGUAAAGCCUGUUAGGCUAUCAGAGGUUGAAGAGCAGCUUCAUUCCUUUUGGUGGCUUGCAGACAUCAAGUUGACUCAUCCGUCUUGUGAAACUUCACCCUGAGUGUUUAUUUCCCAUUUAGAAUAAAAUUCAGUUGCUUUGCAACAUCCUAUUUAGUUCAACAUGGAACAGUAUUGUUAACUCAAGUGCCUCAAAUGAUAGGUCUCUUUAAAAAAAAAAAAAAAAAAGGCAACUUGAACUAUCUUUAUUUUGAAAUUCCUUUACUGGUUUCUGAGAUUUUUAGUACAUAGUAAAAAAAAAAAAAAAAAAAAAAAAAAAAAACAUAGAUUUAGACUGUUGCAGCAGCUCUUUUCCAGAAGACUCAGCCAAGAAUAGGUCUCUCAUGUGCUGAGAAAUGUGUAAACAUGUAAGACAGUUCUUUCCUCAACAAGCUUGCAGCCUAGUGCCAGGCAGUGUGGUAAGUUUGAUGUGGGAGCUGGAACCUCCAUGCAUGAAACUCAAACAGGCCACAAAGUACCCAUUUGAUGGAAACAACCUUUAAGUCUGCUGAGCUGGGAUGGAUUCAAUCUGUGGUGCAGGCAGAAGACUGAUAUUCAUUAGCAAUGGCCUGAGAUAGCUGUCCUUCUGGUAGCAUUAGAGUUGCACCUUCAAAAAUACUGUUUGAGGUGUUGAAAUGAAUUAAUUAAAUCAGCUUAUUUUGCAUAGUGUUGAUAGUGUUCCUUCUGGUCAGAAAAACAAUGUCUGUUACUGUGUGUUAUGCUUCCAUUCAACUUUCAGUACUUAGAGAUGGGGUUGCCUGGAUUAGAAGCUGUGCUUUGCACUUAGACACAGAUCUGGCAGGGUUGACUGUUGAGUCACGGUGCGGCCUCUAGUUGUCUUUACAGAUAGUUUAUGUGCUUUCACAUACUGCAGAGUGUCAAUUCUGCCACACUGGAGUUGAUCACUUUAAGAGGCAAUAGAAAUGUCUCUGCAUAAUGGAAAGGGGAAUGCUGAAGAGUAUGACAGUGCCGACUCAAAUUUAGGCAGGACUGGUACUGACCUGGAAUUAAAAAGUAUAUGGGAGUCUAUAUUCACUUCUUAUAGAGCCACUGAAGACGAUAUUCUGUGCUCUUAUGCAUUUUCCCCAUAAUACCUGUGGUUUUGGUCUGGGCUUGUCUGUCAUCUGAACUAUCACAGAUAAUUGAAAGCCAGCUUACAACCACAUCGUCCUGAUCUUAAAGUAUUUUAAAGAAAUAACUUUCCUGAAUCAGAUACUGUAUGUGUAUGAUAUUGACUAUGUCUGAGCUACUAGUCGUGUACAAAGCAUCAGAAGUCAUAGAGGUGGUCUUCUAGCUUCAGUUUUGAAAAACAUCUCCCAGUAGAAAUUUGAACUGUAGUUAAAGAAUCCUACUUUGCUAAACACUGAGAUUUAUACUGUGUAUGCUCUUGAAAGUCUCAGGGCCAAAAUGUGGUAAUUAUGAGGACAGGAGUUCUUAAUUUGACUAUUUCAUAUAUAUGUGUGUGUGUGUUUAUUUUUAUUUUUUUUUACCAUGAAAGCUUCUUCCUCUUGCACAGAAAGACUUGGAUUCUGUUCUUAGGAAUUACUGCUUCAAUCAUUACAGACUUCUGUGCAGUUACAGAGUUUGCUGGGGAUUUGUUUGUGUUCACAGGUCCAGAGCAUAAGCAUUUCAGUUUUAUUUAAAAAGUGUUUUUCUAUGCAGAGGGUCAUUUUAUAGAUUGUCUUUGCUCUGGAGAUGCCCUGAAAAUGAUUUAUUAUGGUGGUUCACUUUACCAAGUCCCCUCUAUUGAUUCUCCACACCACCACUUUGAGGGUUCUUUACAGAGCAUUUCUCUUACUCAUCCCUUUGUUUUGAUUCCUGUAGAGAGAGCUUCAUAUCGUAUUUUCAGUUCUUGUUUUGUGAAGCAGUGAACGUACUUCAAAUCUUGUUUAACUUUUUUCUCUGAUUUAAUGUGUCUUUUGCAAGAUGUUUUUUACAUUCAUUUGUUCCUUAGGCUUCAGGAAAGCAGCUCUGGAGGUUAUCUUCACUUUCAAAGAAAAAUUUGCACUGUAAGCCCAAGGCUUUAGCAGGAUCAUUGAAGCCCAGGUUGGAAGAGACCUUGAAAGAACAUCAGGUGCAGCCUUUCAGGGGAAAAAGGAACCUGGCUGAGACUGUCUGGCACCCUGCCCGGUCACAGGCCGAAAACCUCCAGUGGUGGGGACUGCACAACAUCACUGGGGAGGCUGUUUGAGUGACCAGUUAUUCCCACUGGAAAAAAAAAAAAAAGUCUUAUAUCAAGACAAAACCAGUCCUGAAACAGCUUGUACCUGUUGUCUCUUGUCUUAUCCGUGUGGCUCCUUGUGAAAACAGAGUAGUGGAGAUUCUCCGUAAUCCAGAAACCUUGGUUUAUCACUCAGUUUGUGAAACUACAUAGGGAGAAAUUAAGUAAUCCCCAACUUUUAGGAGUGAGACAUGCCUGCAGUCCAGGGGGAUUUAACUGGAUUUCAGAGUAUGCCUGCUUGGUAACUUGAGAACAAAAGGGACUUAAGAGAAGGCUGCAAUUCAACUUUUAUUUCCUAUGAAAAACUUGGCUAAUAUUUUAAUGUGGUAAAUGAGGCGGUCUCCAGAACAGUGCCUGCUGGUGUCUGGAGAGAAGCUUCAGUAUGAGGCGAGGUGGAUGGAGGAAACGGGCUGGCGAAGGCGAUGGCUGGGGAGGAUGGGGAGGGUACAUGUCAGCAAAGGUUAAGAAACUGGAGGAUCAGUUCCGGUCAGAUUCAGCCAUACAACACCAGAGGGAUGGGAAUUCAUCAAGUAUCUUCAGUGGCGUCGCCAUCUAUGUCAAUGGCUUUACAGAUCCCUCAGCUGAUGAAUUAAGACGGCUUAUGAUGUUGCAUGGAGGUCAAUACCAUGUGUAUUAUUCCAGAUCAAAAACAACGCACAUCAUUGCCACAAAUCUGCCAAAUGCCAAAAUAAAAGAGUUGAAAGGAGAAAAGGUAGUUCGACCAGAGUGGAUAGUGGAAAGCAUUAAAGCUGGGCGUCUCCUCUCGCACAUUCCGUAUCAGCUUUACACCAAGCAGUCAAGUGUUCAAAAAGGUCUCAGUUUUAAUAGCAUAUGCAAACCUGAAGAUGCCAUGCCAGGUCCAAGCAAUAUAGCUAAAGAUCUCAACAGGGUAAAUCAUAUUAAACAGUGUGAGAUGGAAAGUGAGAUCACACCCAAUGGAAUAAGUAGCUGGAAUGAAGAAGAGGAAGAAGACAGUGACGGGUUGGGAUUUACAAAGCUGGACCAGAUCCUUCCUGAAAGAAAACAAAAUGGGAUUCAAUCUCACAAAGACAGCACUGCCAUUUUUAAUGGACACACACAUAACACUUGUACCAGUGCCUUAAAGACACAGGAUUGCUUGGUGCCCUCCAGCAACAGUGUUGCAAGUAGGUUCUCUCCAGGCCCUGUGCAGGAGGAGGGGAAACCUGAAAAAGGCAUCGUUGACUUUAGAGACUGCACAAUGCAGCAGUUGCAGCAAAGCAACAAAAAUACAGACUUUUCGUGGAAUCCACAUAGGACUAUGAGUAAUUCAUCCUCAUCUUCAUCUUUGCACAGUAAUACUAAAAUAAAUGGUGCUCACCACUCCACUGUUCAGGGGCCUUCAAGCACAAAAAGCACUUCUGUACCUACUCCAAGCAAGGCAGCUUCCUUAUCUGUGUCCAAACCUUCAGAUUGUAGUUUUAUUUCUGACUUUUAUUCACGUUCAAGAUUACAUCAUAUAUCAACAUGGAAGUGUGAAUUGACUGAGUUUGUCAACAGCCUGCAGAGAAAAAACAGCGGUGUCUUUCCAGGAAGGGAAAAAUUAAAAAAAUGGAAAGCAGGCAGGUCUGCACUUAAAACUGACACAGGUAAUGUGUCUGUUGCGAGCUCAGCCAAACCACAGAGCUGUAUAAUGCACGUGGAUAUGGAUUGCUUCUUUGUGUCUGUGGCGAUCCGAAAUAGACCCGAUCUCAAAGGAAAACCAGUAGCUGUUACUAGCAACAGAGGUGCAGGAAAGGCACCGCUGCGCCCUGGUGCAAACCCCCAGCUUGAAUGGCAAUAUUACCAGAAUAAGCUAUUGAAUGGCAAAGCAGAAAUUAGAAUACCUGAUAAGCUGGACUCCUGGGUCUGGGAGCAUUCGGAUUCUGCACACAUGAAUGGAGUUGACUGUGAUCUGACUGUUCUGUCCAUGGCUGAAAUUGCUUCUUGUAGUUACGAAGCCAGACAAGCUGGCAUAAAGAAUGGAAUGUUUUUUGGCCAAGCGAAAAAGCUGUGUCCAAACCUUCAAGCAGUUUCAUAUGAUUUUAAUGCAUACAAAGAAGUUGCACAGACAGUAUAUGAAAUACUAGCAAGCUAUACUCAUAACAUCGAAGCUGUCAGUUGUGAUGAAGCACUAGUAGAUAUCACUGAAAUCCUUACAGAGACCAGACUGACUCCUGAUGAACUUGCAAAUGCUAUCCGUGAUGAAAUCAAAGCCCAGACUAAAUGCACUGCUUCUGUUGGGAUGGGUUCCAAUAUUCUGCUGGCCAGAAUGGCAACUCGUAAAGCAAAACCCGACGGACAGUAUCACCUAAAACCUGAAGAAGUAGAUGAUUUUAUCAGGGGUCAGCUUGUUACGAAUCUUCCAGGAGUUGGCAGGUCGAUGGAAUCUAAGCUGGCUUCUUUGGGAAUUAGAACCUGUGGAGAUCUGCAGUGUGCUUCGAUGUCAAAACUGCAAAAAGAAUUUGGUCCAAAAACAGGACAGAUGCUCUACAGGUUUUGUCGUGGUUUAGAUGAUCGACCUGUCCGCACAGAAAAAGAAAGAAAAUCUGUUUCAGCAGAGAUCAACUAUGGAAUAAGGUUUACACAGCCUAAGGAAGCAGAAGCCUUCCUUCUGAGUCUCUCAGAAGAAAUCCAACGUAGACUUGAAGCUGCUGGUAUGAAGGGUAAACGAUUGACCCUCAAGAUAAUGGUGAGAAAGGCUGGGGCACCAGUGGAGCCUGCAAAAUAUGGAGGUCAUGGAAUCUGUGAUAACAUUGCCAGGACUGUGACUCUAGACCACGCAACAGACAGUGCAAAAGUCAUUGGAAAAGAAACUCUAAACAUGUUUCACACAAUGAAACUGAACAUAUCUGAUAUGCGAGGGGUUGGAAUUCAGGUACAGCAGUUAGUCCCCAUCAGUAAAACCACUUCAGCUCAAUCAGCAGUGCAGUCUGGACGCUUACCUGGUGGAUCACAUUCAGUUAUUGAUCUUCUUCAUGUGCAGAAAGCAAAAAAGUGCUCAGAAGAAGAACAUAAAGAAGUAUUUGUUGCUGCUAUGGACCUUGAAAUAUCUUCUGAUUCAAGAACUUGCACUGUUCUUCCAUCUCGCGGUACCCAUCUCACAGCUGGUCUCAAUUCCAAUGUUAGCAAGACUGAUUCUGCUGUCAAAUUGAAUGGCUUGCAUUCUCCUAUCAGCGUAAAAUCCAGGCUUAAUUUGAGUAUUGAGGUUCCAUCUGCUUCCCAGCUAGAUAAGUCUGUGCUAGAAGCUCUGCCACCCGAUCUGCGGGAACAAGUAGAGCAAAUCUACACCAUACAGCAAGGAGAGACCUAUGGAGACAGCAAAAGAGAGCCAAUAAAUGGAUGCAAUACCGCACUUCUCUCACAGCCAGUUGGAACGGUGCUUUUACAAGUACCAGAGCUCCAGGAACCAAAUGCCAAUAUGGGAAUUAAUGUAAUAGCCUUGCCAGCUUUCUCACAGGUGGACCCUGAGGUUUUUGCUGCACUGCCUGCUGAGUUGCAAGCAGAGCUGAAGGAUGCAUAUGAUCAAAGGCAAAAGCAACCAGAGCAGCAACCUGCUAACGCUUUUGUAUCAAAAAAUCCUUGCCUACAACUGAAGCAUGCAACAACGAAAAAUAAGAAAAAAAUCAGGAAAAAAAAUCCAGUCAGUCCUGUGAAAAAGAUUCAGAGUCCUCUGAAAAACAAACUCCUGGGUAGCCCUGCGAAAAACAUGCCAGCUGCAUCUGGGAGCCCACAGAAGCUAAUAGAUGGUUUCUUGAAACAGGAAGGAGCAGCUGCUCAGCUGGAAGCAGUUCCGUCAACUUCCGAUGCUUCAGACCCAUCAGCUCUGCAGACUGAACAGUGUGGUUCCUUCAGGCCACAGGCACCCAACCUGGCUGGAGCUGUUGAAUUCAAUGAUGUAAAAACGCUGCUGAAAGAAUGGAUAACAACUAUUUCAGAUCCUAUGGAAGAAGACAUUCUGCAGGUUGUGAAGUAUUGUACUGAUCUAAUAGAAGAAAAAGAUUUGGAAAAAUUGGAUCUGGUUGUUAAGUACAUGAAAAGGUUAAUGCAGUCAUCUGUGGAAUCAGUUUGGAAUAUGGCAUUUGACUUCAUUCUUGACAAUGUUCAGGUAGUUCUACAGCAAACUUACGGAAGCACAUUAAAAGUUAUCUGAACUUGUAGUGAGGAACUUGAGAGCCUGGAGCUCUCUGCUAGCUGUGCCAUAAGUGCUUGUGAGGUAUUUGCAAAGUGCAUGAUAGUAAUGCCCUGAGUUUUUAUAAUUUCAAAUUUCUUUUUAAACAACAAAGUGUUUUGUACAUUUCUUUUCAGAAAGUGCCAAAUUUGUCAGUAUUGCAUGUAAAUAAUUGUGUUAAAAUUCUUUUAUUGUAGUAUAGAAUCUAUUUACAAAAUGUUUGUUUAUAAAGUUUUAUGGAUUUUUACAGUGAAGUGUUUACAGUUGUUUAAUAAAGAACUGUAUGUA